Molecule: messenger RNA, 687 nt
Organism: Gryllus bimaculatus (two-spotted cricket)
Lineage: Eukaryota; Metazoa; Arthropoda; Insecta; Orthoptera; Gryllidae
Source: the annotation of a GenBank genome assembly
CCCGCCACCGACGUGCGCAACAAUCUGUCGACGGGCGACCUGGUGGGCGCGGGUUCGGUGCCGGACAACGGCAGCAAGGUGGCCCUCGAGUACACCAACCACGUCUCCAUCCAGUACAACCUCACGGCCGACCCUCCGCGCUCGGCGCACAAGGACGUGGUGGUGGAGAACGGGACCCACGUCGACUUCACGUCCUCCUACAUCCACUCGGAGGUCUUUCCAGACGACGCGACCACGCAGGCGACCGCGAACCACGUGCCGCGCCCCGAGGCUAACGCCACCAAAGCGUUGCCGACGACCCAAGCCAUCACGGCCAACGGCACCGACGACCAGACGGCGGGGAGCGCCAGAGUGGUGGAGAGAGUCAACGAAGCUUUAAAUAUUAACUCAGCCGAGGACGCGGAGAAUGCCGUACUGCGCAACUCUUCAUCUCCCCGGCAAAGUAGCGAUAAGAUCAAUAACAGAGUAACACCUGGUGACAUUCACAGUACAACAACCAGUGGCGCGGCUUCAAGAUCUCACGAAACAAUCGAAGCCGCGCCUACUACUAUUUAUAAUGAAGUAAUCUCGACCACUGUUCCCUCGAAGACGAACAGGGCGCGAUAUUCGACGAAGAGGCUCAAGAUGAGCGGGUUCACCACGACGCCGGCGGCGGCGGCGGUGGCGCGGCGCGAGGACGACGCGGGC